Messenger RNA from Mangifera indica (mango), 1361 nucleotides. RefSeq names its product E3 ubiquitin-protein ligase CIP8-like. The record is from RefSeq and is a predicted model, not a curated record. Gene Ontology annotation, biological process: protein ubiquitination. The transcript has a single exon. Gene Ontology annotation, molecular function: ubiquitin protein ligase activity. The coding region runs from base 77 to 1141 and encodes 354 amino acids. Gene Ontology annotation, cellular component: cytoplasm. NCBI's taxonomy places the organism in Eukaryota, Viridiplantae, Streptophyta, Magnoliopsida, Sapindales, Anacardiaceae.
UCUUACAAUUUCACACUCUCUCCCUCUCCCCCCUUCCACCUUUCUUCACUCUUUCCUCACCAAGACCCAAAACGACAUGGCGGAAUCUCCAUCUCAGACGGCCUCACCUACCGCAUCUUCCGAUACUGAAACAACGCACUAUUGGUGCUAUCACUGCGAGAAACGUGUCUCUAUAGAAACCCUAGCCAAUCUUCCUGAUAUAAUUUGCCAAGAAUGCAGAAACGGCUUCGUGGAAUCGAUUCCCGCUCCAACCUUCUCCUCGCCGCCUACACUCACCCCUGAUCACGUCGAUGAUCCUUCUUUUGGAUCUCAGUUCCUGCAGGUCCUCCGUUUAAUCGCUCAGGCCGCGCGUGAUGACGACGUUCCUCAGCAACAAAGUCAAGAUCCCCACUCCGAAGACGAUUUCCUUCGAAUUGAGCUCGAUGAAUGGGAAAACAAUGAUGAAGAUGAUGAUGCGAAUGAAAACGAAGACAAUCAAAACGACGACGAAGAGGAAGACAAUGAAGACGACGAAGAAAAUGGAACAGGAAAUGAUCAGUCUGAUAACGAGAACCAAGGGAACAGGGAAAUUGAUGACGAAGAAGAUCCGAGUCUAACGCGACGCGAAGAAAUCCGUCUCCGGAUCCGAGACUUAGCGACCCGAGCAAGAACAGGACCCAACCGGAUCCUGGACUGGGCUGACAUUCUGAUGGGUCUAGAAGACAAUUCAAUUGAAUUUCGUCUAGAAGUCCCGGAAUCUGACCGUUACAUAGGCAAUCCAGAGGAUUACGUGGACGCCGCUGGCUAUGAAGCUUUGCUGCAAAACUUGGCUGAAAAUGACGGUGGAAGGAGGGGUGCCCCACCUGCAGCGAAAUCAGCUGUGUUGGAGUUACCGACCGUGGAGAUUUUGUCUGAGCAGGAAGCAAUUGUGUGCGCAAUAUGUAAGGACAUGGUGAAUGUUGGUGAAACGGCUACGAAGUUACCAUGUGCCCAUCUGUAUCACGGCAAUUGUAUUUUGCCUUGGUUAGGUUCCAGGAAUUCAUGUCCAGUUUGCAGAUUUGAGUUGCCAACUGAUGACCCGGAGUAUGAGGAAGAGAGGAAUAAGAGAAUUGACGGUGGUGGAGCUUCAGUUUCGUCUGAAGAGACUACGAGUUCGGGUUGAUAUGUAAUGUUAUUUAUCUGUGAUUUUCUUUUUGGCUUCUGGUUCAUGGACUUUUGUCUUUUUAUUUGCUUGUGAACUAAACCCAAGUUACCUUUUUUUUUUUUUUUAAAAUUUUCUGUCCAUGUAUAUAUAAAUUGGCUCAAUAUUGGAUGUUUAAUGCUCAUGUGCAACCCAAUUCUAUACUGAAAUAACAGCAUAGGAGGCAUUGCAUUGCAUUUCA